AAUCAGCACGCACUUAACUGGUGCGUUUAUCAGGGUGAUCAACCGGAAUUGGAAGGAGAUUUCAAACAGACACGCACUUUCAGGGCCUAUUACCACGACCGCGCACCUGGGCAACCUGAGCACACGUUAUUUCAGUGGGAAAUACAGAAGCAGCCCUUGCCUGAUUCUGCUGGCGGUGCCGUGGUAAGGCAGUGUAUGGGUGGUAAACAGCGGUAAAGGGAAGGGAGGUAGGAUCGCGGUAUUUGGUGGUAUGACUGGUAUCCGGCGGUAACAUGAGGGUAAAUGACAGAUGAUGCGGGCCCCCCUCCCAUUUUUUCCCCUGCGUUUCCUUGGUGCUUUGGUCUCGCCCGGUUUUUUUGCCUCACAGCCAGAACAGGUGGUAAUGGUUGGUCGUGUCCGUCCUGCCAGCCGCUCUUGUCUGCCCUGCCCUGCCCUGCCCUGCCCUGCCCUGCCCUUGUCCUGCCCUCUCAGCAGCUUUUUCCCUCGCCGCUGCUCUCGCUCUCACUCUCGCUCUCCCUCAGCUCAGUCUCUUCUCUCUCUCUGCUGCUGUUCUCCCUCACCAAAUUUCCUCCCAUACAACUUUUCGCUGCCAUUUCUUCCCCCUCCACGCAACGGCAAAUUUCCCCCCCCAUACAAAAAAAAAAGUACUACACUCGCACACCCUUAAAAACACACACAUACACACCAACCACCAACAUGCCUAAGGAAAAGACCACCCGCAAAACCAAGGUUCGCGGUGAGAAGAAGAAGAAGGAUCCCAAUGCUCCUAAGCGUGGUCUAUCCGCCUACAUGUUCUUCGCCAACGAGCAGCGCGACAACGUCCGCGAGGAAAACCCUGGCAUCUCUUUCGGCCAAGUGGGCAAAGUCCUCGGAGAGAGAUGGAAGGCCUUGAACGAGAAGCAGCGCGCCCCUUAUGAAGCCAAAGCCGCCGCUGACAAGAAACGCUACGAAGACGAGAAGGCGAGCUAUAAUGCGCAAGAUGACGACGACGAGUCUUCCUAGGUGAACGAGGCAGGGACGGCCCCGGCACGAUAUGAACGCGAUUGAUAUGUUUUUAUAUCGUAGUUGUCUGUCGUCUUUGGGAACUUCUUUUUCUUAACUCCUGCCUUGUGUGUGCUCGCUCUGUCGCGCUGUGUGCUCUCUAUUUGAUACGCCUCGUUGCUGGACUAAUUUGUUUUUUGACGUUCUCUUGAUGUUUUAAAUCGGUUUUCCAAUGGCUCUGCUUCUUCCUAUAUUGUGCUCCUUCUUCGUCUUCUUCUUGUCUGGGAAUCGGAAAUGGGAAUGACGGGUGGUCUGUCAAUUGUGGCUUUGUUCUUUCUUUGAUUUUUUCUCUCUUUCCCUUGUUUCACUUCACUUCCCUAUAUUCCAUUUUAUGGUUCUUCGAUUUUUUUUCUUUUUUCCGUUUUUCCUGUUUAUUAUUCUGUGGUACUCUAAUGAAGGGGGGUUUAUCGGGUUCUUAAUUUUAUUUUAUUACUUUGUCUUCCCUUUUUUUGUUCUCCCUCCACAACCACAACUCGUGUUUCUUGAUACUUCUUUUUUACCUCUACUUCUAUUUCCCUCCACUCCGCUUGAAAUACAAAUAUGCUUUCCCCGGUUUCCUUUUUCCUCUUUUUUUUCUUGAAUGCUGUAUGUGUUGCUUAAUCUCUCUCGAGCACACAUCAGCGACAUAGAAACGGAAGGGUAUGUGUGUGGAUAGUAGAAUAUAGGGAUAAAGAAAGGGGGCAAGGCUCCCUGUCUGUUACCACCGCAGCUCUGUUGAGAACAGUUCUCUUGUCAUCUCAUCUCAUUCCAUCCCUCUCUCUCUCUUUUUUUUUUUUUUUUUUUUUUUUUUUCUUACCCUUAUUCUUUCGAUUCCGCACCAUCUCCUUCCCUCUCAGACCUCUACCAUCUACCAUCUACGAUUUUUUUAAGUUCUGAUGUGUGUGUACUUGCUCGUCGCUUGUCUAAUUAAUUGAUUAAUAAAUUGAACUCAAAAGUGCCUAUAUAUAAUCUAUCAUCCAGCACCCCCUGAGAGGCGCCGAAACGAAAACGAAAACACCAUGGGAUGGUAGAAGAGGGGCAUGAUGCUAUAGUCCUCUGGAUCCGGGGGACGGGGUGAGCCUAUUUCGCCCUUGGGCCUUUUGCCACCACCCACUGGCACGCGGCGCCCAGGGGCCAGGGCGGAAGGGUGGGGGUUUGGAUGGAGGGGAAAGUUUAAAUUUUCCCGAUAACUAUAUAAAAAAUAAAAAAGUUUUAUUUAUAAAUGUUAUCUGGUUAACAAUAAUAGAAAUACCUUCUAGAAUGUGCUAGUCGAGAAAAGGUAGGUUGUUUCUAUUAUCGUUGUGGGACAAGAGGGAGGGGAGAGAGGGAGGGAGAAGUGAGAAGGGGUAUUUUUUUUUCUUUGAUGCUGAUUUAAAUAUUUCGCCGGAUGCAUGCACUUCUAUUCCUUCUAUUUUCCUCCUCAUAAUAAUACCUUGCAAAACACAAAACACACUAGAUAUAUAUAUGUGCAUAGAUAUAGAUAUGAUAUAGGUAUGAUGUUGGCAGAGAAUUGACAUUCAUCGCCCUUCAAUUGGUUCCGGUAUCUAUCUAGUUAUAGCAGUAUCAUAACAUGCCUGCUGGGUACUUGUUGCACUUCUGAGCAAAACAAAAAGAUGAGGCUGCAUCUUGCAUCUUUGUGUGGUUUUCAAAAGACAUCAGGCAGGGCGACUGCUCCAAAAAGGCAAGCAAAGGGUAUAUUUGUCAGUUAUAUAUAUAUCUGUUCAUCUGUUUGGGAUUUGGCUAUUCCUUCCACCCUCAGCUAAGCUCUGUGCUGUGCUUUUUGU
This is a messenger RNA of Blastomyces gilchristii SLH14081, 2804 nucleotides long. Its product is annotated as nucleosome binding protein. The transcript is spliced from 5 exons. NCBI's taxonomy places the organism in Eukaryota, Fungi, Ascomycota, Eurotiomycetes, Onygenales, Ajellomycetaceae. Bases 283 to 1002 code for a protein of 239 amino acids. The record is from RefSeq and is a predicted model, not a curated record.